AUGGCCUAUGAUCAUGAGCUGGAGACAGAUGAGGCCCCCUGGCACUUGAGCGAAGAGGGAGAGGAGUCUCUGGUACAUCGCCAAAAUCCCGCAGAGUUCCAGACCUGCGACGGGCCCAGGGCAGGUGGCAGGGGCUGUUCUUGGAGCUGGCAGCCCUGCCCUGGACCGCAGAGUGGUCUCUGCAAGUGCAGCAGAAAGGGCGGGCUGGAGCGGACAGGCUGGAGGGAGUCUCCUGGGUCCAGGCCUGAGAUCCGCGGCGCGCGCGUGUCCUCGGUCUUCAAGGGCUGCCUGCGCGACUACAGACGGACCGAAUCCGAGAAGCCCCAAGAGCGGCUGGGCUGCGCCGACCCGCUCGCCGCCUUCCCCAACCGCUCGGCGCCCCUCGUGCCUUGCCGCAGCGGUUGGCGCUACGCCCAGGCCCACUCCACCAUCGUCACCGAGUUCGACCUUGUCUGUGUCAAUGCAUGGAUGCUGGACCUCACCCAAGCCAUCCUGAAUCUAGGCUUCUUGACUGGGGCAUUCACCUUGGGGUAUGCAGCAGACAGGUAUGGCAGAAUAGUCAUUUACUUAAUAUCCUGUUUUGGUGUGGGCAUUACCGGUGUUGUGGUGGCAUUUGCACCAAAUUUCCCCGUGUUUGUGAUCUUCCGCUUCCUACAAGGUGUGUUUGGAAAGGGCACAUGGAUGACUUGCUACGUGAUUGUGACAGAAAUAGUAGGUUCAAAACAAAGGAGGAUUGUGGGAAUAGUGAUUCAAAUGUUCUUCACCCUUGGAAUCAUAAUUCUCCCUGGAAUUGCCUACUUUAUCCCCAAUUGGCAAGGGAUGCAACUAGCCAUAACGCUGCCCAACUUUCUCUUCCUCCUUUAUUACUGGGUGGUGCCUGAAUCUCCCCGCUGGCUGAUUACUCGGAAGGAAGGAGACAAAGCGUUAAAAAUUCUGAGGCGCAUUGCUAAAUGCAAUGGGAAAUACCUCUCACCAAGUUACACAGAGAUCACUGUUACAGAUGAGGAAGUUAGUAAUCCAUCCAUUUUAGAUCUGGUGAGAACUCCCCAAAUGAGGAAAUGCACACUUAUACUUAUGUUUGCUUGGUUCACAAGUGCAGUGGUGUACCAAGGACUUGUGAUGCGCCUGGGAAUCACAGGAGGCAACCUUUACAUAGACUUUUUUAUCUCGGGAGUAGUGGAGCUGCCAGCAGCUCUGUUGAUCUUACUGACCAUCGAUCGGGUUGGACGCCGCCUCCCCUUUGCAGCAAGCAACAUUGUGGCGGGGGUAGCAUGCCUUGUUACUGCAUUCUUACCAGAAGGAAUACCAUGGUUAAGGACAACAGUUGCUACCCUGGGAAGACUAGGGAUAACCAUGGCCUUUGAAAUUGUUUAUUUGGUAAACUCAGAAUUGUACCCCACAACAUUACGAAACUUUGGUGUUUCACUCUGCUCAGGUUUGUGUGACUUUGGGGGAAUCAUAGCCCCGUUUCUACUCUUUCGACUAGCAGCCAUGUGGCUAGAACUACCUCUGAUCAUCUUCGGUAUCUUGGCAUCGGUUUGUGGUGGCCUUGUGAUGCUUUUGCCUGAAACCAAGGGUAUUGCCUUGCCAGAGACAGUGGAUGACGUUGAAAAACUUGGCAGCAGGAAAAAGAAAACCCAGGUUUCCAGCUCUCACUUGUGAGACCCCUGCAAAGCCGGAGGAAGGAGCUUUUGGAGUCCAUCCUCCUGGAGAAACUGAGCCUCCAGAGAUGUACCUGUGCACUUCAGCUUCAUUACGCAGUGCCGAUUCAAGUGUCUUUACCAUAUAAAGACCUGCAGACUAUCCAGAGUAUUUUUAUACAAUAUUGGAUUUCAGAUUUUUCAUGCUAUUGAAGUUUCUGGGAGCACAUGAUACGUGACUGGGUGAGCAAAGAACAUACUCAAUGCACCACCUAUCCUGUUUGUUUUUUCUAGUGUUGGGAUCAGCAGUCUCUGACUCAUUCAAUUAAAGAGGGACAAGAGAAGCCCUACCUGAUCCUUAUCAGGAAUGCAGGCUGUACAACCAAGGAUCCAGGAAAGGUGUAUGGUGAUGCAUUCAUCACAUCUGAUUAAAGGACACAGCACAGAGUAAGCGUCAGGAAGAGUCCAUGAAGGAUGAUGAUUUGCCCGGGCCACACCAAACUGAGCCUUUGCUUUCUCUGUUUCCUGGUUUCCACACCUUUGUAGUCUGGACAGGUCACGUGUCCCUCCCACCCACUUUCUCUGUAGCAUCUGGGGUUCCAGGUACAGGUUAGGCCUCAUUCCCUAAAUAAGCACAGGUCUGCUAUAUAAUUUGAGGAUUUGGUCUGUUAUUUUAAAAUUAGGUUUGGGUCCUAAGAUUAUUUGGAAUAUUUUUGGUUUCCUUUAGUGAACACCUAUAUUACCAGAAAUUCCAUUCUUUAGAGAAGAAAACCCACAGAUUAUGAUUUCCUGGGUUUUAUGAUUUUAAAAGUAAUGGGAUAUUUAUGCUAUAUUUAUGAGUUCUGUUCCAAUAGUACCUAUGGUUGAAUGAAAAUUAUGGAUGGUUCUCAUUCAAUCUUUGCCCUUUGAUUUGUCUUGGGAAAAAAAAGCUUAUAUUUUCAUUUAAAGAAAAUGUCAAUUAUAUACAAGCUUAAAAAGAGAUUAAGUGACUUUAGAGAUACUCAUAAGAAAUUUGACCUUCUAUGUUAUCAAGACUCUUGAAAUGUGAAAAUUAAACACAGUGUUCUGCUUUGUGUAUUUCAUCUGUUAUAUUUUCGGAAUCCAACAUAUAUCUUAUGCUGAAUUUUUUAAUGAAGAACGUAAUGAGGAUAGACAAAAUGAGUAACAAAGGGAAACCUUGCUACUGAAAAAGAAAAUUUCUAUGAGAACAUAUAUAUAUGUGGCAGUAUUACGAUAUCGUAAAAUAAGCUUGGGGUGUGUGUGUGUGUGUGUGUGUGUGUGUGUGUGUGUGUGUGUGUGGUACUGGAGAUAGAACCCAGGGCCUCAUGCAUCCUAGGUAGGCGCUCCACCGCUGAACUAAAAUAAAUGUCUUAAUCUUUAAAGCACGUCAGAAUUUAGCAUGAACAUUCUAUCAUCAAUGAUGGAAAUACAGUUUUUUGAGGAUUUCAUGCUGCAUUCAUCCCGUAUUCACAGACACUGAUGGUUUUGCUUUUCUUUGCAUCUUUUUGCUGUGAGAUGGCGGUUGCGUUUUGAUACUAUCACCUUUGAAUUGUAUUUGGAGUUGAUAUUUUUGUUUCAUAACAAUAAAACAUUUUAAAUUAUUAAAAAAUAUCCAUUCUUUCUCUCCCUUCUGAACAUGUGUCACCAUAAAACACUAUUGCUGUGCUGCCUGUACUUUCCAAACCUGGCAGCCAGUUAGGGGCAGAAGGUAAAGUGGUCUGUCUUCAACACUUUGGUAUCAUUCCUGCAUUCAGAUGUGACCCAGAUUCUUACCUGGUCUAAGAGCACUUUCAAUGCCUGGUUUACACUGCACACAGCUCUGUGCCAUGCCCCAUGGGCUGUGCUAAAGUUGAGUCAUCAGUAACAGAUUUAAUUCCUAGGAAUAGUACUUGUUUUGACUCCCCUCAUGUGUGGCAGCUUUGAAAACAUUCAUUUCAGUGCCAGGAAAAAAAGGCACUAAAGAUAUAUAUCAAGCCACCUUUAAUUGACACAGUCAAUACCUGGGUACCUUGCUAAGACCUCUCAGUGGUCUUAUAGGCUUCUUAGUCAUAAAAGCAACAAUUCCUUGUGAAAAUGAGAUCACUUUGGGUUUUUUCCUUGAAACUGGUAGUAUGAAGAGCAUAAAAUGUUCUUCUCCCAUGCCAAAAAAAAAAAUAAAUCAAAGAAAGUACAGAGUUUAUUUAGAACAAAUGCCAUAGCUAUGUGGCCUUACUAUUAGAAUCCAUGGACAAGAUUUAUUCACAAAAAUAUAAAAAAUGCCAAGAGUUGGCAGUAGAUGGCAACUAA
This is a messenger RNA of Fukomys damarensis (Damara mole-rat), 3926 nucleotides long. It is a transcript of the gene Slc22a3, whose product is annotated as solute carrier family 22 member 3. The coding region runs from base 1 to 1662 and encodes 553 amino acids. Gene Ontology annotation, cellular component: membrane. Gene Ontology annotation, biological process: transmembrane transport. The transcript has 13 exons. NCBI's taxonomy places the organism in Eukaryota, Metazoa, Chordata, Mammalia, Rodentia, Bathyergidae. The record is from RefSeq and is a predicted model, not a curated record. Gene Ontology annotation, molecular function: transmembrane transporter activity.